This is a messenger RNA of Babesia ovata, 945 nucleotides long. Its product is annotated as type I restriction enzymeP M, putative. The record is from RefSeq and is a predicted model, not a curated record. NCBI's taxonomy places the organism in Eukaryota, Apicomplexa, Aconoidasida, Piroplasmida, Babesiidae. Bases 1 to 945 code for a protein of 314 amino acids. The transcript has a single exon.
AUGCGCAUCCUUACGCGGCAGGGCAACCAGCUCCUCGUAGAGUUCGCGAUUGUCGGAGCGAAUGGCGUUGCGCAAAAUCUCGGACAGCUGUUGGAAGGUCAAUUUCGCCAAUAUGUGGACCGGUACGCCACGACAUGCCCCAGCAGCCGAGCGACUGAAGCAGAAAGUGGUGUCCUUGCCGCUCACUGGAUCUCUCCAGGUAAGCGUAAGCGGGUGGUCAGAGACGCCGACGCGUACCUUCCGCACGUCAUUGUACAGAUCAUGGGCAGCAAAAUCCUCGUCGCUGUAUGGGUUGCCACGUUCGUUGAUGACCAUGGUGGAAAUGUCGUUGAUGUGGUUGGGCUCGUUCCUGAACUUGACCUCGAGCUGCGGCUCAUGCAUCAAAUUGUGACGUAUGGCGCGCUCGAACUCGUCGCGGCCCUCGUGCGGGUGGAUCUUCAUCGAAAAGUGGGUGGGGAUGUCGUCGAUGACACCACCUAUAUCGAUGAGGCGCGCGGGCUCGACGUCGAAUUCCAUGCCGUCGCUAACUUUGUUAUCCCACAAACCAUCAAGUCCGCCAUCAUCGUGGCCCUUCAUGCGGAUGAACAUCUCACGCGGGCGGUCGCCGUAUUUGCGGCGCUCGAUUUCGCUCGCAAUCAGGUCCUCGAUCUGCUGCUGGCUGGCGCCGUAGGGGACGUGAACGGAGAACUUAUGCACUUUGCCGUCAUCGCUGGUGAAUCGGAUUGGGAAUUCAUACCGAGCGUCUGCCUCUGCAGCCAUCCCUCUCAACUUAGUCCCGGCAGGGAAAUGGCCCUGCUCAUCGGGGUUGACGAACAUGUUCAUAAGGACCUUCCUCUUGCCGUCAAGCGGGUGGAAUCGGAGUUUUGUAUGCAGGUUUUCGUCAGGUCUCAAAAAGUUGCGCACGUGGAGCUCAUUCUCGAAAGCGUUCCUGAUGUCGGCUGCUGA